This is a messenger RNA of Rhizophagus irregularis DAOM 181602=DAOM 197198, 1713 nucleotides long. NCBI's taxonomy places the organism in Eukaryota, Fungi, Glomeromycota, Glomeromycetes, Glomerales, Glomeraceae. The record is from RefSeq and is a predicted model, not a curated record.
AUGAGUUAUAUGGAAGGUUUGGAAGAAGGUAACCCUUAUGUUGAAGACACUCAUUCAAUUACUGAACAUGAAAAGAAUAAAGUUACUUAUAAGAAAGGCUUACAAGAAGGACUUUUUGUCGAAUAUAGUCAUCCAAUUAUUAAAUUUGAAGAGAAUAAAGUUAUUUAUAUGGAAGACCUAGAAAAAAGAAAAGAAGCAUAUGGAAUAUGUGGAGAAUGUAAUGAACCUGGCACUGGAGAAAAAUGGUGUCAAACUUGUAAUGCUAAAAGAUUGAAGGAAAAUUUUAAAUUUUGGACUAGUGGAAAUAAAAUUAUUGACGAAUUUAUACAGAAAUCACAACUUGAAGCAACACAUUGUACAAAUUGUAUUGAAUGGAUACCUUUUGAAAAAUUUCAUAAUGUUACUUAUAUUACCAAAGGUGGGUUUGGUGAAAUUUAUUCAGCUGAUUUUCCUGAAGGAUUUAUCAAUUGUUGGGAUAUAGAUAAUCAAAAAUGGGAUAAUAUAACGAACAAAAAAUGGGUGCUGAAAAGUUUAGGAAAUAAUAACUUAACUUCCGAAUUUUUAAAUGAGGUCGGUUCUCAUCUUCAGAUUUUUAUUCAAAAUGUUAUUGUAUGCCGUGGAAUAACUCAGGAUCCCAGUACAAAUAAUUACAUGAUGGUUUUAGAUUAUUGUGAUAGAGGGGAUUUGAGAAAUCUUAAUAUAUCCGAAUUAGAUUAUAAAGAAAGAAUUAAUAUUUUAGUAGAAAUUGCAAGAGGCCUAUUAGAAAUUCACAAUGCUGGAAAAGUUCACAAAGAUUUCCAUUCAGGAAAUAUAUUAUUCUAUAGUACGCAUUAUGAUGAACGAGAUAUACAGAGCAGGGAAGGUGAACCGGUUUUUUAUUAUAAUAUACAUGCAUAUAUUAGUGAUUUAGGAUUGUGUCGACCAGUUAAUAAUGAAAAGCUAUCGGAUGAAAUACGUGGAAUAAUACCUUAUAUGGCACCAGAAGUUUUACGUAAUCAACACCCAUAUACAAAAGCAGCAGAUAUUUAUUCAUUCGGAAUAAUAAUGAAUGAAUUUUUAUCUGAAGAAGCUCCUUUUUAUGAUUCUUCUUAUGAUCAUUUACUAAUGGUUGACAUAUGUAAUGGGAUUAGACCAAGGAUUUCUAAAGACAUACCAAAAUUAUUUGCAGGUUUAAUAAAAAGGUGUUGGGACCCCGAAAUAGAAAAUAGACCAACUGCUAAAGAAUUGUUUCUUAUAUUAGCAAAAUGGCAGAUUAAUAUAUUGUCUGAUAGUUUGCAGGAUAAUGAAGAAAACAACGAUAAUAAUAGUACUUGUUACAGCAAUUUUAAAGAUGCUUUAGAAAAUUUUAAGAUUAAUAAGGUUGAAGAUGAUAAAGAUGAUGAAAAUGGCAAAGAUGACAAAGAUGAUGAUUAUGGAGAUGAUAAAGAUGAUAAUAAGGAUAUGGAAGAUAUUUAUCUUGAAAAUAUUGAAGAUACCUACGAAACUAUUGAUUAUGAUGAAAGUGAUUGUGUAGGUUUUUUUAGUGAAAUUUAUAAUCAAAUAAAGGAGUGCGAAAAGAUAAGAGAAAAUAAAUUAAAAGACAAAAAUGAGCUUAAGAAUAUUAAAGCUACAACUUAUUCUCAAGAGACCUAUAGCAGCAGUUUAAUACCAGAAAAUGAAAGUUCUCAAUAUCGAUUAAUUUCAGAUAAUUAUUCAGAUUGUGAAAUUGAUUGA